AUGGAAGAGACAUUCGGUCUACUUCCCCCUCCUCAACAGACCUUCUUUUGUCCUCGCGACGAGGCCAUAGCUCAGCUGAACGACUUUACAAAAGGGCAAGGAUAUUCCAUUACUAUCAAGCGAUCGAAUAAGAAGGGCUCGUAUCUACACUGCUCCCGGAGUGGCCAAGUAAAAGUUCAUGUUGAAGGAGUUAAAAGAACCCGUCAAACAACAUCCGGAAGAUGUGACUGUCCAUUCCGAGCAGUUCUCAGAGUGAAAGAACAGGGCAAUCGUCUAGACUUCUCUGUCCAACAACCAACACAUAAUCAUCCUGGCGAAAAGCCGAUUCUCCUCCCAGUCCAUCGACAGCGUGACAUCUCCAAGUACCGGGACCGAAUCAUCGCCUAUUUCUCUGUUGGCAUGAAAUCACAAGCAAUUCUCACUUUACUUCGAGACGAAGCUGCCCGAAAUGGAACAAGAUCUCCAUACAUCGUCGUUGAAGAUCUUCAAAAUUUAAAGAAAAAUACAAAAGACCUGCAGACUUCUCUUGCUUCAGGCAAUUCUCACCCUGUCAUUCCUGUCAUCUCACCGUUGCCCUCACCGACACCUGCAGAUGCAAAUCGACUCACUAUUCUCGGGCCCCGUGAUGACGCCGUUCGAGAAUAUACUGCCUGGCAAGAAACUAAUGUCGCCAAUGAUGUUCUUAAAGCUGAAUUUCGCCAUGCUUGUGAAAUUGCACUGGCGAAUGGACUUGAUUUGGAGCAGAUUCAUGAAGACAAAAACCCGUCUUUUUUUACUAGCGAAGGAAUCAAGAUUGGGAUUGCUCGACGUUUUGUUAAUGAUAUUGGUGAGUGGGUUAGAACUGUGAGGACUGCCCACGACCCAGCUAUCUGGGAUGAUCUACCGGUGAGCUAG
This is a messenger RNA of Penicillium taxi, 894 nucleotides long. RefSeq lists its product as uncharacterized. The transcript has a single exon. NCBI's taxonomy places the organism in Eukaryota, Fungi, Ascomycota, Eurotiomycetes, Eurotiales, Aspergillaceae. The coding region runs from base 1 to 894 and encodes 297 amino acids. The record is from RefSeq and is a predicted model, not a curated record.